Phytophthora nicotianae INRA-310 is the source of this 2708-nucleotide messenger RNA. RefSeq lists its product as hypothetical. The transcript has a single exon. Gene Ontology annotation, biological process: glucan catabolic process. The coding region runs from base 498 to 2573 and encodes 691 amino acids. Gene Ontology annotation, cellular component: extracellular region; cell surface. NCBI's taxonomy places the organism in Eukaryota, Oomycota, Peronosporomycetes, Peronosporales, Peronosporaceae. Gene Ontology annotation, molecular function: beta-glucosidase activity. The record is from RefSeq and is a predicted model, not a curated record.
AAAAAAAAAAACUUGGUUGAUACGAAAGCAACUGCAGACACCACCGACCACCAGAGACACUACAUGUACUCGUCUACACCGUCGUAGACUCUCCUUAAGGGCAUCUGCUCAUCAUGUCUUGCAAGGAGGAGCGCUGUUGAUGUAGUACUUCUGCAUCCUCUGCCCCGAUCUGAAUACGAUGGAUAACCUGAAAAAUGGGCAAAAAGUUUGUGGUACUGUCAUGUCAUGUCGGUUUAUGGCGCGUUGAAGUUUUCAGUGGUGACUUGUUGCCUUUUCUGUGCCAGCACACAGCCGCUCGAGGCGAGCAAGCGAUAUGAUCGACCAUUGUGUCCGUAUCCAGGCCAUAGCUCCUGGGCAUUGCCCUUCUCGACGAGCGAUUCUCUUGGCCAUUUGCCCAUGGCGCUCUCUGGCUCAUUUCCAAUUCGGACACAAGCAGCGCACACGGCACACCCUCCUAAGCUCCAUUGCACGAGUCGCUGGUGUUUUGCAUCAUCCCCAUGAAGGUUUUGCUACAAGUGGCCGCAGCGCUUUCGACGCUGUCGCUGGCAGCAGCAGCCAAGCCCGUCGAGCACGCACUGGACACCACUUUAGGUGGCAACAACGACAGCAUACCAGCGGUCAAGGACGCCAAGUGGUAUUGGGAAAACGACCACCAUUUCACCUCCGAGAACCUCGAUUUCUUUGAGAACUUCGUGCCCCACGACGAGAACCAAACGUGUUCUAGCGACAGACAUGCUACUCCAUUCAACAAGCAAGUCCGCGGUGCCAACCUCGGCGGCUGGCUGGUACUAGAGCCGUGGAUCACUCCUACGCUCUUCUACCAGUUCUUGAGCACGCAGGAGCGCUUUGGCGACAAGGCUCCCGAGAAGACGGCGAUGGAUAUGUACACCUUCUGCACGGCACUGGGCAAGGAAGAAGCCAACCGCCAACUCCGUAUUCACUGGGCUACAUGGGUGACCGAGGCCGACCUGAAAGAGAUGGCAGAAGCCGGCGUCAACUCGCUCCGUGUGCCAGUGGGCGACUGGAUGUUCAACCCGUACGAGCCCUACAUUGGCUGCACGGAUGGUGCCGUCAAUGAACUCGAUCGCGUCGCCAAUCUCGCCUACAAGUACAACAUCGACUUGUUGCUGGACAUCCACGGCCUCAUCGGCUCACAAAAUGGCUUUGACAAUAGCGGGAUGUCCUCGUCUGUCAAGUGGACAUCGAUUGCCAGCACUCGUCCAAUUGGUACCACCACAUUCGAGCACUGGCCGCUACGCUCGGCUGGAUGGGCUGGCGAGUUUGAUCCUGCCACGAACACGUACAAGUCUAUUAACUAUGAGCAUCUGAACCACUCCCUUGCAACCGUGGCGGUCAUCGUCGACCGGUACGCUAACCACCCGGCCAUCAUCGGUCUGGAGCCCGUCAAUGAGCCGUGGGAACUCACGCCAAUUGACCUACUUAAAGACUACUAUUGGAAGUCGUACAAGCGCGUUAAGGCUCGUGCGCCGCAUUGGAAGUUUGUGCUACACGACUCGUUCCGAUUCGGCGUCCAGUACUGGUCGCAGUUCAUGCGUGGUUGCCCGGAUAUCGCACUGGAUACCCACAUUUACCAGGCUUGGAACGCCCCCGGUACACGCUCAGAUUACUUUUCUAAUGCUUGCCAGCAAAAGUACAUGAUUGCCGAUAUGGAGAAUGCCAUGAUGCCUGUUAUCGUGGGCGAGUGGUCCCUCGGCACGGACAACUGCGCUAUGUGGCUCAAUGGUUUCAAUGACAACCUGCCUGGUUUCCCUAAUAUCCAAUGCCGCAUGACACAGUGCCCCGUGCACAGUACCUAUCUCGGUCAGGGCUUCCCGGGUACCCCCUUAGACAUUACCAGGCCGAUCCAGGGUCCAUACGGCACGGGUCAAUCCGGCCCCUCGUUCGGCAAGUGUCCGAUCACCAGCAACACGUCGUUUGGCCAGCAAGAUGACUACGACGAGCGUGAAUUUACGCGCAAUCUGAACAUGAAGAAACUGAACGCGUUCGCGGUGGGUCACGGUUGGUACUUCUGGAACUUCAAGACGGAGUUUGGCUCUCGCUGGAGCUUCCUGGAUCUGGUUCGCAAGGGCGCGUUCCCAAAGAAUGUAUCGAGCUAUCGCGCCGACGAAGAAGUGUUCACGGCCUGUUUGGCAGAGGACAAGGGCGCGUUCGUCUGUGCGGCUAAGCGCGGCGUACACCGUUCCGACCUUGCGAGCGGCCUGGAUUUCGCUUGCGGCGGCAACGACGGCAAGGUGGACUGCACUGGCAUCGACAAGCGCUUCAACACAAUCGAGGAGCGCUGCGACUGGGCAUUCAAUCAGUAUUGGCACGCCCACCGCGAGGAAGGCGCUACGUGCGACUUUGGCGGCGCGGCACAUCUGCUGGCCAUCCCAAAUCCGUCUAGCGUCGAGCGUCAGGAGUUCCAGGUCACGUCGGUUAGCAAGGAGAUCCUCAUCUGGACCCUCGUGUGCAUCGCCGUGGGCUUUACGGGACUGGCUGUCGUCGUUGCCGUCGCGCGUCGCCGGAGGCGGCAGGAAUACUCGCCCUUGAUCGGACACGUUGUGCACGUUUAGGCCUCGUGAUGACAUUGUAGAACACCCGUUAAAUAAGAAACAUGAUCAGCAUUUUGCACGUGAAAUGCGAUGGCGGGAAGCGAAUCGCGCCGAAGGAAUUGCCGCCCCUUCAGAAUAUAGAAUACCGCUGGAAUC